GCGACAAAUCCACACCAAACUUUCGAUAGCACCACCGAAGCGCGAACCUCAAGAACAGCACGAUGGCCGAGCCACAAACUACCCCAGCAGCCGAGGCAGAGACCUUCGCUUUCUCGGCCGACAUCAACCAGCUUUUGUCGCUGAUUAUCAACACUUUUUACUCGAACAAGGAGAUCUUCCUCCGUGAGCUCAUCUCCAACUCCAGCGAUGCCCUCGACAAGAUCCGAUACCAGUCCCUCACGGACAAGGCGGUGUUGGACUCGGAGCCAAGUAUGGAGAUCCGUAUUAUCCCUGACAAGGCGAACAACACGUUGACGAUCGAGGACUCCGGAAUCGGCAUGACGAAGGCUGACCUGGUGAACAACCUUGGUACGAUCGCCAAGUCGGGGACCAAGGCCUUCAUGGAGGCCCUCAGCGCCGGAGCCGACAUCAGCAUGAUCGGUCAAUUCGGAGUGGGUUUCUACUCGGCCUACCUGGUUGCUGACAAGGUUACGGUUACCUCCAAGAGCAACGACGACGAGCAGUACACCUGGGAAUCCUCCGCGGGCGGCUCGUUCACGGUUACCCAGGACGGACCGGACGCCAAGCCACUCGGCCGCGGAACCCGCAUCGAGCUUGUCCUGAAGGAGGACAUGGCCGAGUUCCUUGAGGAAAGGAAGAUCAAAGACCUCGUCAAGAAGCACUCUGAGUUCAUCGGGUUCCCGAUCAAGCUCUACACGGAGAAGACCACCGACAAGGAGGUUACCGAUGACGAGGACGAGGAUGAGGCGGACGAUGAGGACGAGGACAAGGAGCCGAAGGUGGAGGACGUGGACGAAUCGGAGGGCAAGGAGAAGAAGACGAAGAAGAUCAAGGAGGUUUCUCACGAGUGGGAGCACCUGAACCAGCAGAAGCCCAUCUGGAUGCGCAAGUCCGAGGAGGUCACCCACGACGACUAUGCGGCGUUCUACAAGUCGCUCAGCAACGACUGGGAGGACCACGCGGCGGUGAAGCACUUCUCCGUCGAGGGGCAGCUUGAGUUCCGAUCUGUCCUGUUCGUGCCCAAGCGCGCUCCGUUCGACAUGUUCGAGGGCGGAACGAAGAAAAAGCACAACAACAUCAAGCUGUACGUGCGGAGGGUGUUCAUCAUGGAUAACUGCGAGGACCUAAUGCCCGAGUACCUGCAGUUCGUGAAGGGUGUCGUUGACUCGGAGGACCUGCCCCUCAACAUCUCCCGCGAGAGCCUCCAGCAGAACAAGAUCCUUCGCGUGAUUCGAAAGAACCUCGUCAAGAAGUCGGUCGAGCUCUUCAACGAGCUCGCUGAGGACGCUGAGAAGUACAAGAAGGUCUACGAGGCGUUCGCGAAGAACCUCAAGCUUGGCAUCCACGAGGACGCCGCCAACCGUGCAAAGCUCGCCAAGCUCCUCCGGUACCACUCCACUAAGAGCGGCGAGGAGAUGACCUCCCUCGACGACUACGUCGCGAGGAUGGACGACAAGCAGGCGGGCAUCUACUACGUGACGGGAGAGUCUAAGAUGGCGGUGGAAAACUCCCCCUUCCUCGAGAAGCUCAAAAAGAAGGGCGUCGAGGUCCUGUUCAUGGUGGACCCGAUCGACGAGUACGCGGUGCAGCAGCUCAAGGAGUUCGAGGGUAAGAAGCUCAUCUGCGCGACCAAGGAGGGGAUGACCAUCGACGAGUCGGACGAGGACAACAAAAACUUCGAGGAGGCCAAGGCGGCAUCAGAGGGCCUCUGCAAGCUCAUGAAGGAGGUACUCGUGGACAAGGUGGACAAGGUUGUGGUCUCCAACCGUCUCGCUGACUCCCCCUGCGUGCUUGUAACCGGGGAGUACGGUUGGUCGGCCAACAUGGAGCGCAUCAUGAAGGCGCAGGCCCUCCGCGACUCUUCGACGUCGUCGUACAUGACCUCGAAGAAGACCAUGGAGGUCAACCCUACCAACUCGAUCGUUGUCGCCUUGCGGGAGAAGGCGUCUGCGGACCAGAGCGACAAGACGGUGAAAGACUUGAUCUGGCUCCUUUACGACACUUCGCUCCUCACGUCUGGCUUCAGCCUCGACGAGCCAACCACAUUUGCGGGACGUAUCCACAGGCUGAUCAAGUUGGGUCUCUCGAUCGACGAGGACGACGCGGCAGGGGACGACGGAGACGAUGACAUCCCCGACCUCGAUGACGCCGAAGGCGAUGAGGAGUCGACGAUGGAGCAGGUCGACUAAGGUUGUAGUAGGCUAUCUAUGCCUCCUCGGGUCAGGCAUCCGCGUGGGACUUAGUGGUAUGUUUCGAAAAGCGUCGCAGUCCGAAUAGGGGUGAUUCCACUCGCGAAGGACCAGAGCGUGGGAAUUAUCACUCCGGGGGACCUUCUUGUUACAAUAGAGAAGAGCGUCAGCGGAUGGUUGAAUCGUCGGCGUAGUCGCGCUCCCUCGCUCUUUUGCUAUCCCAUCUAACCCCCAUGUCGACCGGGCGAAAGAGAGAAGGGGUCGCUAGGAGGGAAAGUUCCUGCCAUGCAUUUGUUUGGUUUGUGGUUGUGCUCUUGUGGGUGUGACGAUGGCUAGGUGUGUUCUUUUUGGUGUGUGUGGGAUCAGGCUUUGGUUGGGAUGUCUUUUGCAUGCUUGAUGUCGAUGCAAUAGUGGCUUGGCUCUUUUGGUCUGUUCGCCCCCGAUUCGCUUUAUUUUUGUUUUUUGUUUUUGACAGGAUCCCUGUCCCGGGAGCGUGACGAUUCUUGUCGGAAUUUUUCUUUUUGCUAAAGUGCGGUAGGAUGUGUAUCCGCAAAGAAGCUUGAGUAGGUCAUUGGGAUGGUACUGUACCAGCAGUCUUGAUUGUAAUAAUACCGCGUUGUGGCAUUCUACGCCGCAUGUUCUGGUCUCUUUUGAAGGAAGGAGUUGUGUGGCCAGUUCAGCUGAAGACAGACAGACGGUUGCACAUGAUGUCAUGAGUGUGGGACCCUCAACCCCGACGGGAAGAUGAUGCCUGAUUUCGAUUAAGGGAUCCAAGCCCUUUUUCGGCACUGUCUCAAAUCCUCACCGUCACGUGUGGACGAGGGGAAUGCAGGUGUGAAAUUCUGCUGGCGGAUCAAUAAUCAGAUCGCCGGAAGCGUGGCCCUCUUGACAAAAAGUACGGAUUAUUCUUAAGCCACGCUCACCUUAACGACUUUGAGCGAGGGGCAGGAGAAAUCUCCGGACACAAAUUGCUUCCCAC
Molecule: messenger RNA, 3189 nt
Organism: Ectocarpus sp. CCAP 1310/34
Lineage: Eukaryota; Phaeophyceae; Ectocarpales; Ectocarpaceae
Source: the annotation of a GenBank genome assembly